GCAAGCAGAAUGUGCAGCACGAUCCUUUGGGUGCGAUACCCUAGUGUGACUGUAUACCAUGCAUAUCUUGUAAAUUAUUUCUUGUACUACGUACUGUAUGUAUUACAACGGACUCGAUAGCGAAAACAUGAGUGGUUGACUUUGAGCACCGGACAAAAUCGCGCAGGUGAUUAUGCGGGAGAAAUCGCACUGUUGUGAUUGGCAGGGGGUUCGGCCUAGACGAUUCGGGGAGCUGUCCGACGCAACAACCGUCCUUUGCCUGCCUGCAGCGUCACUUGUCGUUGUUCGUCUUUCCUCCUCCCCUUCAUUGUCGCAAGCAGCAGCGAGCUCCGUGUCGAUGUUCCGGAAAACAUUGCCCAGGACCCUCAGAUCGGCCAGGAGGCCAUUCCAUUCUUCAGCGCCCGCGAGGAAGGUCGUCGCGACAAAUCCUGUCAAGGCUGAGGAGGUCCCGUCUUGGUCAUCAGGAAAAUACCCAUUGAUUGAACAUGAAUAUGAUGCGAUCGUCAUAGGUGCUGGAGGGGCCGGUUUACGAGCAGCAUUCGGUCUCGCAGAGGCUGGUUUUAACACCGCAUGUAUCACCAAAUUAUUCCCUACCAGAAGUCACACUGUCGCUGCUCAGGGUGGAAUCAAUGCUGCGCUUGGUAACAUGACUGAAGAUGAUUGGAGAUGGCAUAUGUAUGACACGGUGAAAGGUUCGGAUUGGCUCGGUGAUCAAGACGCCAUCCAUUAUAUGUGCCGAGAAGCACCUCGAACUGUCAUCGAGCUCGAGCAUUUCGGUGUUCCCUUCUCACGGACAAAGGAAGGCAAAAUCUACCAACGUGCUUUCGGUGGUCAAUCACUGGAGUUCGGAAAGGGCGGUCAAGCAUACCGAUGUGCUGCUGCCGCCGAUCGUACCGGACAUGCACUUUUACACACACUUUACGGUCAAUCUCUCCGACACAACACAAACUUCUUCAUUGAGUACUUCGCGCUGGACCUCAUCAUGCAAGAUGGUGAGUGUGUUGGUGUCAUUGCGCUGAACAUGGAGGAUGGCACCCUCCACCGAUUCCGGGCACACAAGACCGUCCUCGCAACUGGUGGUUACGGCCGUGCCUACUUCUCCUGCACAAGUGCGCAUACAUGUACUGGCGACGGUAAUGCCAUGGUUGCCCGUGCUGGUCUUCCUCUCCAGGAUCUGGAAUUCGUGCAAUUCCACCCAACUGGUAUUUACGGAGCUGGAUGUCUCAUCACCGAGGGUUCUCGAGGUGAGGGCGGAUACCUCUUGAACUCUGAGGGUGAACGUUUCAUGGAACGUUACGCACCGACUGCCAAGGAUUUGGCUUCUCGUGAUGUUGUAUCUCGUAGUAUGACGAUCGAGAUCCGUGAGGGUCGUGGCGUUGGUCCUGAGAAAGAUCACAUCUACCUCCAACUCAGCCACCUUCCUCCUGAAAUCUUGCACGAACGACUCCCUGGUAUCUCCGAGACUGCUGCCAUCUUCUCUGGUGUUGAUGUUACCAAGGAGCCCAUCCCUGUCUUGCCCACCGUCCACUAUAACAUGGGUGGUAUUCCUACCAGGUACACUGGUGAAGUCAUCACUGUUGAGAACGGCGAGGACAAGGUCGUCCCUGGACUGUACGCCGCUGGUGAGGCCGCAUGCGUCUCCGUCCACGGCGCGAACCGUCUCGGAGCCAAUUCACUUUUGGAUAUCGUCGUCUUCGGUCGUGCCUGUGCGCACCACAUCCAGGAGACUUUGACUCCUGGAAAGCCCCACAAGAAGAUUCCUGAUGAGGCUGGAUUAGAGACCAUACAGUUCCUCGAUAAUAUCAGGACUGCUGAUGGUCCUAUUGGCACUGCGAAGAUUCGUCUGGACUUGCAAAAGGCUAUGCAAACUGAUGCCGCUGUCUUCCGUACUCAAGUUUCCCUCGAUGAGGGUGUCCAGAACGUCCACAAGAUCUACGAUACCUACAAGCAAGUUGGUAUCAAGGACAGGAGUAUGAUCUGGAACAGCGACCUCGUUGAGACUCUUGAGCUCCGCAACCUCCUCCAAUGUGCUGUCCAGACUAUCACUGCCGCUGCCGCUCGUCAGGAGUCUCGUGGCGCUCACGCUCGUGAGGACUUCCCUGAUCGUGAUGACAAGAAAUGGAUGAAGCACACUCUCACUCGGCAGAAGGAUUUCACCAAGCCUGAAGUCGAGCUUAAUUACCGUCGCGUCAUCGACAGGACCCUUGAUGAGAACGAGUGCAAGCAUGUUCCUCCGUUCAAGCGAGUGUACUAGACGCGAGGGAGCAUCGGUAUUCUUCCUUCCUCUCUCCUUGUUUGUCUUGCCGCUGCGUAGUUUGUAGUAUACGUGAUAUUGUGAACGCUGAAUAUUCUAAUCCAUGUUUCACUAUCCAGCUGACUAUUGCAAGGGGUCAGGCCAUCGUCUUGUCAUCGCGGAGCUCAAUCGUGAUCUCGUGUGGGGUGCGCUCUGUGGAAGUGUCAUUCUCCAUUUGAAUUACCAUGCCUUUACCUGUUGGCAGUCCAAAUAUUCCCGGCUCUUUCCAAGUUUCUGGUCGUGUUCAUGCUAACGACUUUCAAAGUCAACAUGUUCUAUGUCUUAUGAGGCUUUUGUCAUCACGAAUGCUUGUCUUUUCCAGAGAUACAAAGUCAAACUU
Somion occarium is the source of this 2633-nucleotide messenger RNA. The record is from the annotation of a GenBank genome assembly. NCBI's taxonomy places the organism in Eukaryota, Fungi, Basidiomycota, Agaricomycetes, Polyporales, Cerrenaceae.